ACUCUCGAUACAAUAGACGGUCCCUGGGUUCGUCAAUAAUGGCGGAAGGUGGGGGUGAUGAAGGCGAUGAAAAUCCAUUCUCUUAUAAGAACUUUGUACAUACUAAGGAUAAAAACAUUUUAACACCACAGAAUGAUGACGAAUUCGUAAGAUCUUCCCAAGGCAAUGAUAUUUUGGACGGCACUAAUGCAUUAUUUCCCGACAAUGAUUUCACAAGUCCUGUUUGUCAGCCGGCCGAACAAGAUGGAAAAUCAAAACCCAAAAAGAAAUCUUCAGAUGGAAAUCCAUUUUCAUUCAAAAAAUUCCUUGCACAUUCUGGUUCUAAGAAUCGCCGUCAUAAUGGUCCUGCACAUGACCUACCUGAUUUUGUACAGGAUCACUACUUCGGAGACACAUCUCGAGACCGUAAUGUCUUGGAUCUGGACCUUCCAAAUUGCAUUUUGAGUUCUAAUUAUGUUAGUGGUGCUUCAGAUUUGAACAACUCAAAAAAUGAUUUAAGUAAUCAUGAAGCUCAGGAAAGGCGCAGGACUUUGUUGGGAGAAAACCAAAUUAGGAAUGAACUGACAAACACUUCUCCAAAUAUUGAAAAUGAUUUAUCAUUUAAGACUGAGUCAGAAGAUUCUCAACCUCAGUUAGCUUCUAGUCUUCCCGAUUUUCUUUCUGAUGGCGCUUUUGUAAAUAAUAAUGAUAACACCCGGUACCCUGCCAUAACUGUUCAAGUUAAUCAGGGCCGUCAGAUGGCUGCCCUGCAAAUUAAUGGUGAUACAGAACUAGAAUUGAGAAGACUUCGAGAAGAGAACUGUGAACUGCGCAAAGAACUUUGUAAAGCUCAGCAACAAGCAGCAAAAGAGGCAAAUAGAGUCAACAAAGUUCUGAAAGAGAUGGAAGAAAAACAGAAGUGUGAAAAACAAGAAACAGAGGACCUGGAGAAGAUCAUCCAGCAAGUGGAGGCAAAUCUUGAGACAACCACCCUUCGUGCAACAAAAGCAGAAUCUAUGGUGUCAAAAUUAAAACAAGAUAUGAAAUUACUGCAGAAACAAAUACAAACUCUACAGAAAGAAAAUGAAAUAUUACAAUCUGGAGAUUUAGGUACAGCAUAUCUAAAACAGAAAACAUUUUCUGCUUCUGAGCAAUUAGCAACAGUUGCAGCAUCUGCUGAACAGUCUUUAAGACAAUUGCUGAGUGGUGUUGAUUCUUUGAGAAUGCUAUCGGCUGUUUUAGCCUCAGCAGAUAAAGUUCAAGAAGAAAGUUGUGAUAACCAGAAAGGGAACAGUUGAAAGAGAUGUAAAUAUAAGCGAAGAAAGACUUUUGCCACAAGUUGUUCUCACAACAAACUGGUUUCCCCUUCUAAGGUUUAUUUUACAAAGGAAAUUAUGAAAAGACUACUUUCAAAAUCAUUUGAAUAUAGUUUGGAAGAAAGAUAAAUAAAAAAAAGGACAAGCUAUUGUAUAAAGAAAGAAAAAGAAUGCAAUAACUGAUAGGCUGUGAGGAUCAUGUCUCUGAUUGACUGAUAAUAUAUGCUUAAGGGAUUUGUCCAAAUGUUUUUGUAAUUCCAUCCUGUCAAAGUGAUUCAUUUAAUUUUUUUUUUUUUACACCCCUGCCUUUUUAUUUUUUGUUAAAUUAUUACCGACUGUAUGAAUUAUACCACAUACGUAUAUUUUCUCUUUUAUUACAUAACUAUUGUACCUUA
Messenger RNA from Octopus bimaculoides (California two-spot octopus), 1690 nucleotides. RefSeq lists its product as uncharacterized. Lineage: Eukaryota; Metazoa; Mollusca; Cephalopoda; Octopoda; Octopodidae. The record is from RefSeq and is a predicted model, not a curated record. Gene Ontology annotation, cellular component: ciliary basal body; recycling endosome; early endosome. Gene Ontology annotation, biological process: regulation of cytokinesis; positive regulation of cilium assembly; positive regulation of protein localization to cilium.